AUGGUUCCGCUGACCUUUAUCAGGCCGCGCGUGAUUCCCUGUGGAGGACGUCACGACCCUGUGAAUGAGAAGGGACUUCAACAUUAUGUCAAAUUCGUUGACGACCUACUGGCUGCCGGGAUUCAGCCCAUGGUGACUCUUUAUCAAUGGGAUCUUCCGCAGGCUCUCCACGAGAGAUACGGUGGACCUCUUUGUAAAUCGGAGUUCGUGGCUGAUUUUGCUCACUAUGCUCGAACUGUCUUCAAGGCACUGAGUCCUAAAGUCAAGAUUUGGAUGACCUUUACCGAACCUUGGAUUAUAUCGACCUUUGGCUAUAAUCGCGGCGUUUUUGCUCCUGGCAGAUCUAGUGACAGGUCGAAAGAUCCCGAAGGAGACAGUAGCCGCGAAUGUUGGAUUGUUGGUCACAACAUCCUCCUUGCCCACGCGUUAGCAGUCAAGAUCUAUCGCGAGGAAUUCAAACAUAGUAGUGGCGGCGAGAUUGGCAUAACUCUAAGUUCCGACUGGGCAUACCCCUUCAAUCCGGAUGACGAAAAAGACCAGAUAGCUUGUUCUCGAUUCAUCGAUUUCUUCCUAGGUUGGUUUGCAGAUCCAAUUUACCGGGGCUACUACCCUGAGAGCAUGAGAGAACAGCUCUCGGAUCGUCUCCCUGUCUGGAUGGCUGAGGAGAUCAACCUCGUCAAAGGCAGUAACGACUUCUUUGCUCUGGACUACUAUUCGUCAACUUUUGUCAAGCAUAAAGAUUCGCCACCGUCGGCUGAUGAUUUCAUGGGGAAUACGGAGCUUACUUGGGAGAAUGGCAAAGGAGAAACCGUUGGCCGCGAAUCAGGGCUAUAUUACAUGCGAUCAAAUCCACAGGGCCUCCGACACCUAUUGAAUUGGAUCCACGAUAAAUAUAGCCCCAAGGUAUACAUUAUGGAGAAUGGCACGAGCAUCAAAGGAGAGAAUGAUGUGCCGGUGGAUGAGAUAGUUGAGGAUACAUUCCGGUGCGACUUUUACCGCAGCCACAUAGAGUCAGUCGUUAGAGCCUCUGUCGAGGAUGGGGUUGAUAUUAAGGGCUAUAUGGCUUGGAGCUUGCUGGACAAUUUCGAAUGGGCCGAGGGAUAUCGCACGAGGUUCGGCGUCACUUUUGUUGACUUUGCCAAUAACCAGAAGCGGUACCCAAAGAAGAGCGCCCAAGUGCUCGGUGAAUUAUUUGCCCGUCACAUUAGUGGCGCAUAG
Fusarium odoratissimum NRRL 54006 is the source of this 1218-nucleotide messenger RNA. RefSeq names its product beta-glucosidase. Gene Ontology annotation, biological process: carbohydrate metabolic process. Bases 1 to 1218 code for a protein of 405 amino acids. The transcript is spliced from 2 exons. Gene Ontology annotation, molecular function: beta-glucosidase activity. NCBI's taxonomy places the organism in Eukaryota, Fungi, Ascomycota, Sordariomycetes, Hypocreales, Nectriaceae. The record is from RefSeq and is a predicted model, not a curated record.